UUUGUCGUACAUAUAUAAGAAAGCUCACAGUCUAUAUUCUCUGAGACCAAAAUCCAUCCUAUAGAAGAUAUACAAAAGCCCUCCGGCUUCGGUCAGAAAUGGCAGACGAGACGCUGUUCCUCUCCAAUCAUCAGCCAUCGACCCCUGACAAGAAGCCGUUACUUACCAUGGACUCGAUGAUCGAGCAGUGCAUUGGCAAGUUCGGCUGGGCCCAGCUUGAUCAGGCUGUGCUGGUGUCCCUCUCGUGGCUCUUCGACGCUCAGCAGACCUUCAUCAGUGUGUUCACCGACUCAGACCCCGCGUGGCACUGCACGGACCCCAUCAAGUGUGUGUCCGGCACUUCCGACCUGUGUGGGCUCCCUGAUGGCUCAUGGGCCUGGGAUGAGGUCGCAGGCCACAGCUCCGUGGUGUCGGAGUGGGGACUACAGUGUGCCACGCCAAUAGUGAGGGGCUUACCCGCGUCGUCCUUCUUUGUGGGGUGCCUCAUUGGGGGCCUCAUCCUAGCCAGGCUGGCCGACUCGUCCCUCGGCCGCCGCAACCUCCUCCUCUUGUCGUGCCUCUCCAUGGGUGUCUCCAGCCUCGUCACCGCCUUCUCCAACAGCAUAUGGGUGUACGCUGCACUACGGUUUGUGUGCGGGUUCUGGCGUGCUGCGAUAGGCACCUGUGCACUCGUUUUGGCCACAGAGCUUGUUGGGAAGCGGUGGCGGGGCCCUGUGGGGAUGUUGGGGCUUCUCGGCUCCACAGUCGGCUUUCUCUCACUCCCUGCGAUAGCAUAUGUGAAUCGAGGCAGGUCAUGGCGGAGACUGUACCUGUGGACCUCCAUUCCCGCGCUGUUGUACUGCAGUUUGGUCUAUUUCCUCGUGCGCGAGUCUCCCAGGUGGCUACUUGUUAGAGGCCGGAAGGAAGAAGCGAUCCAAACACUAAAGAGCAUCGCGCCGCCGGAGCAGCGACCCCGCCUUACAUCCAGCUUCUUCUCCACCGUUGCCUCCCUUGACGACUAUGAUCCCUUGACAGAGGCUGUCGACCACUUCUCGGCAGUGAAGCUACUUUUCAUGAGGCGAUGGGCCCUUCUCCGCUUGUCCAUCGUAUCAGUUGUCGGGUUUGGGAUUGGGAUGGUAUACUAUGGGAUGCCACUGGGGCUCGCCAACCUCUCCUUCAAUCUCUACCUCGGUGUCGCCUUCAAUGCCUUCUCGGAAGUCCCCUCAACCCUCGCUGCUAUGCUCCUCAUCACAAAGCUCAACCGAAGGCACAUCCUCCUUGUCCUGACUGCCGUCAGCACGGUCUUCAGCCUGGCAUGCACCCUCAAGGGCGAGCCCUGGGAGCGGUUCCAGAUGGGGUUCGAGCUGGUGUCAUUUGGGACCGGCUGCAGUGCACUGUGUGUGCUGCUCAUAUACACCUUGGAGCUGUUCCCAACCUGCGUGAGGAACUCUGCAGUCUCCUUGGUGAGGCAGGCCCUAGUGCUCGGCGGCACCUUCAGCCCUGUCCUCGUGGCAGCCGGGAGGGCCACAGGCGGGACACUCUCGUAUGGAGUGUUUGGGGCAGUGAUCGGAUGCUGCGGGCUCUUUACGGCCUGUCUGCCCAACACACAGGGAGGGACCUUGUGUGACACGAUGGAAGAGGAGGAACUUAAGAUGAGAGAGCGAUCGUCCGGCCAGAUAUCAGCGCCGUUAACUCUUGCGUAGAGUUUUCUAUGCAUUCAUCAAGCUGAACCCAGCUACCAUUUGAGCUGCAACUUCGAUCAUUUUUAUUUUAAAUUUUUUACUAUGGUAAGGUUUAGUUGAGAUUGUUUGGUUUUGGACAUGCAAGUGAAAAUCAUCAGAAGGGGGUCAAAUGGAGAUGCUUAUGCCAAUAUUUGGACGAGUUGUAUAUUCCUAUACUAAUAAUAUUAGAGUAAAUAGGCAAUUUCGUCCCUGACUUAUUUUUUA
This is a messenger RNA of Punica granatum (pomegranate), 1925 nucleotides long. NCBI's taxonomy places the organism in Eukaryota, Viridiplantae, Streptophyta, Magnoliopsida, Myrtales, Lythraceae. The record is from RefSeq and is a predicted model, not a curated record.